Molecule: messenger RNA, 2256 nt
Organism: Dromaius novaehollandiae (emu)
Lineage: Eukaryota; Metazoa; Chordata; Aves; Casuariiformes; Dromaiidae
Gene: SLC18A1
Product: solute carrier family 18 member A1
Exons: 15
Coding region: 13-1593 (526 amino acids)
Biological process (GO): aminergic neurotransmitter loading into synaptic vesicle; transmembrane transport; xenobiotic transport
Cellular component (GO): terminal bouton; synaptic vesicle membrane
Molecular function (GO): serotonin:sodium:chloride symporter activity; xenobiotic transmembrane transporter activity
Source: RefSeq, a predicted model, not a curated record
GGCCUUCCAGAGAUGCCCCAGCCUGCGGAGUAUUUCCCCUGGCGCUGGCUGAAGGAGGGCAGGGAGUCUCGGACGCUGGUGCUGGUGGUGGUAUUCGUUGCGCUGCUGCUGGAUAACAUGCUGCUCACUGUUGUGGUACCUAUUGUCCCCACCUUCCUUUAUACAACUGAAUACGAAGGUGCUAACAGCUCUGCUACCCCAGACCAGACGGAGUCUGCUCCUUUGGCCUUCAAGGCUCUUCCUUUCUCCUCCAUGUUCUCCUAUUUUGACAACACCACAGUGAUCAUCUUGGACUACUCUGCCAACAGCACCACGGAGCAGGAGGACGUGACUGAAAGCAGCGGCUUGCCUCAGCUCCCUGAGACCAGCCCACCACCAGAAAGCAGCUGCCUGGAGGGUGAGGAGUUCCUCACCAACGAAAAUGUCCGUGUGGGGCUGCUGUUUGCCUCCAAGGCUCUCAUACAGCUCGUUGUCAACCCAUUUGUGGGUCCCCUGACCAACAGGAUAGGAUACCACAUCCCCAUGUUCAUUGGAUUCACCAUCAUGUUUCUCUCCACAGUCAUGUUUGCUUUCUCAGGCACCUAUACCUUGCUGUUCAUUUCUCGAGCGCUCCAAGGCAUUGGUUCAUCAUUUUCAUCAGUUGCAGGCCUGGGAAUGCUGGCCAGCGUGUACACGGAUGACUCCGAGAGAGGCAACGCAAUGGGGAUCGCUCUAGGAGGCCUGGCCUUGGGUGUGCUGAUCGGGGCCCCCUUUGGAAGCGUGAUGUACGAAUUUGUUGGGAAAUCAUCUCCCUUUCUGAUCCUGGCAUUCUUAGCCCUGCUGGAUGGAGCUUUACAGCUUUGCAUACUGCAGCCCUCUAAGAUCUCCCCUGAGAGCGCCGAAGGCACACCCGUGUUCACCCUGCUGCGGGACCCCUACAUCCUGGUCGCUGCAGGAGCCCUCUGCUUCGCCAACAUGGGGGUGGCCAUGCUCGAACCCACGUUGCCCAUCUGGAUGAUGCAAACCAUGUGCUCCCCAAAAUGGCAGCUAGGGAUGGCAUUCCUUCCUGCCAGUAUAUCCUACCUCAUUGGCACCAAUCUCUUUGGGGUUCUGGCUCACAAAAUGGGGCGGUGGCUCUGCUCUCUCAUCGGAAUGGCUGUGGUGGGAAUUAGUCUCCUCUGCGUACCUCUGGCAAAAAAUAUUUACGGGCUGAUUGCCCCGAACAGUGGGCUUGGCUUUGCCAUAGGAAUGGUGGACUCCUCAAUGAUGCCUAUUAUGGGUUACCUGGUGGACCUUCGCCACACCUCUGUCUACGGCAGCGUCUACGCCAUAGCUGAUGUCGCCUUCUGCAUGGGCUUUGCUAUCGGUCCAUCCACAGGAGGUGCAAUUGUACGGGCUAUUGGAUUUCCUUGGCUGAUGGUCAUCAUAGGAGUUAUCAACAUUGCUUACGCUCCUCUUUGCUGGUAUCUGCGCAGCCCUCCCGCUAAAGAGGAGAAGAUUGCAAUUUUAAGCCAGGAAUGCCCCAUGCAAACCAAAAGCUACACCACGCAGAAAUCACUGAGAGAUUUUCCUCUCACAGAUGACAGUGAUGUGGAGGCAGAAGAUGCAGAAUAGCAACUGCAAAGAUGUGUGCCCUGUUUUGAAGCUAUGUUAUGUUUACAGAGCCAUGGACAUAUUAGCACUCGAGAAUAAUAACUUAGCCUCUCACAAAACUGGUGGACACAGGAAUCCUGGCUGCACCGUUCACCUGUUCUCUUGGCCAUGCAAUCCACAUGAAGAAAAAAGAACCAGGAUUUGAGGGCUCCAUACGUUUAGCUAUGCCACGCAUUUGUUGUGUGACCUCUAGGCAAGUCACCCAACCUCAUCAUGUCUCAUCUCUUAAAAGGUUACAAAGACAGGAAAACCCUAUCAUCCUGCCCUACAGGAGAGUAUUUUCCUGGGCACAAUCCACCCCUGCUGUAAGAGAUAACAUCAACAUCUCUCCCAGACAAUUUCAGUGAUGUUUGUUAAUGUCUUUAAAGUGCUUACUGCUCUUAGAAGAAAAGCAAUGCAGAAGACUAAUAUAAAAUCAGCAGCAGCAACUUUGAAAAAUUUCUUUCUCUGGAAUUCUACUAAUCUCCAGCACAAAAUCUGGCUGUGACAACAGGGCACCAUCCAUCUCUGUCACUGCCAGUCUGCCAAUAAAGAUAUCAUUAUGCUAUUAACGUGCUCCAUGCUCACCUGAAGUUUGUUUAAUAAAAAAUCCUCCAUUAUCUUGGUAAACCUUUAUGUGCUGUG